Penaeus vannamei (Pacific white shrimp) is the source of this 901-nucleotide messenger RNA. The record is from RefSeq and is a predicted model, not a curated record. NCBI's taxonomy places the organism in Eukaryota, Metazoa, Arthropoda, Malacostraca, Decapoda, Penaeidae.
GGAGGUCCCCCUGCUGAAGGAGUCCCUGAUGCAGUCGCAGCUGAUCGACUGGAAGGGAAGGCUGUGCGUGUUCCACGUGCCUGAGUAUCUGGUGGACACCGUGAAGGACGUCGUGGAGGACAAGGGAGGCCAGGAACUGACGAUCAAUAAAUGCUGCACUUAUACUGGUGAUAAUAUUGGGGAUCCUCAUGCUUAUCUGGCGGAGAAUCCAAUCCGGUGUCCGGCUGGAUUCCGGGUAGCACGGCUGGGCAGGGCUGGAGUCAGCCUCAUGAGGAACACAGCGGAGUACGACAUAUGCAGGACUCUCGACGACAUGGUUCACAUCACGAAGCACGCCCCUUCGGUCGGCCUAUACCAAGACCCGAGCGUAGAAGAGGAAACCUGCGUGGACAUUGAGAACGUGCCGUUCGCUGGGGACGAGGAGGAGCCUGUAGCUUGGGUCACAACUUCAUUCUACGGAGCGAUGGGCACCAUGAUGACCUUGGAAGGGUAUCAAAGUCGCGGGUAUGGAGAGCUGGUGACUCGGGUUAUCGCACUGAUGCUCGCUGCCCAGGGUUACGUCCCCGUGGGCCAUAUAGACGUUGAUAAUUUUUCUUCUGUGAAAAUGGUCAACAGGAUAGGCACGGUGCCUAUGUCCCAUUAUGACUAUUUCAUGUUCCGGAAGUGAGCCAAAGAUGCCUCUUUAUCAAUUACAACUUCACAGAGACAUGUACAGCGAAGUGAAGAUUUACAUCCUUUAGAUAUUCCUUUUUCAAGUCAUUUCACUAAAGCUUUUUGGAAUCCGGCAACUGGCAACUGUCUUCCCUGUGUGGUGGUUGGACCCAGGCGGUUGGGCGGUUGCGGCAAAGGCCCCCGGCUUGAAUGUCUGACCCCGCGAGCAGGCAUUUUGAUAUAUGGAUUU